GUGCGUGCUUAGAACGUGACAACUUGUACGCCAGUAAUCGUGAAAGAACGUAUCCAAUCGAGUCUAUAACAUAAUAUAAUAUAUUAUAAUAUUUAAUAUAAAUAUCUACGUGACUCCACAACCAACCGCAAAAAUGAAAACCUCAGUUGCUAUUCUUUUGACCAUUAUUUCAAUGGCUGCUGCUUCUCCUCUGUUCUUCGGACCUAAACAUCACGAACACCACAUUAUCCACGUACCAUACCAUGUACACAAAGUACCAGUUUACAUCAAAGAACCCGUAUACAUCCAAAAGCCCGUCUACAUAUACAAGACAGUUGAUCAUCACGAUCAUCACUAUCACCAUGAUGACCACUAUGAUCACGAUGAUCAUUAUGACAGUCAUUGGUAUUGAUAAGACUAAUAAUAAUAAUUUUUAAGAGUUAAAAACAUUUAAAAAUUCAAAACCUGCAAUUUAUUUUUGUAGUAUAAUAAUAAUAUAAGUUGUAAACCGUUAACUUAAAUCCAUUUUUUACCAUGUAAAAUAAUAUCUAUUGUUAUUGCUUCUUUCAAUUUACCUCAUUGUUUUAUUUAGUUCAUUCAAUGUAGUUCUUAUAUUGUUAUUUUUCU
This is a messenger RNA of Melanaphis sacchari, 606 nucleotides long. RefSeq lists its product as uncharacterized. The record is from RefSeq and is a predicted model, not a curated record. The transcript has 3 exons. NCBI's taxonomy places the organism in Eukaryota, Metazoa, Arthropoda, Insecta, Hemiptera, Aphididae. Bases 134 to 391 code for a protein of 85 amino acids.